CCACUACCCGGUAUGGCUCCGCCACAACAAGGACCGCCACAACGUGGGGCUGUAGGUCAAGUCCAAGGUCCUCCAAGUGCCUCGAGCCGCAUUGACCCUAGCCAGAUACCACGCCCCGUGGCACAGCCCCCCAGCUCUGGACCUUUGGUGUUCGACACACGGAUGGCAGGGGGUCAUGCGUUGCCACCACCGGCAUCUUCUCGCUUCGUGGUCCGUGACCGCGGGAGCUGCAGUCCCCGCUACCUACGCUCCACCCUCAACCACGUGCCGCACUCCCCGGAGCUGCUCACCAACUGCGCCAUGCCCCUGGCGCUUGUGGUGUCACCCAUGGCGUUGCCGGACCCUGGGGACGACCUCAUUCAGAUUGUGGACGUCACUGAGUCGGGGCCCGUGCGCUGCGUGCGCUGCAAGGCCUACAUGAACCCCUGGGUGCGCUGGACAAAUUCAGGACGUAAUUUUAAUUGCAACUUCUGCGGCAUCUCCAACAGCACCCCUGACUAUUACUUCUGUCAUCUGGCGCCGGACGGACGGCGCAGGGACGCUGAUGAGCGGCCUGAGCUGUGCCGGGGCACGGUGGAGUACCUGGCCAGCAAGGAGUAUAUGUUCCGGCCGCCGAUGGCUCCGGCCCACGUGUUCCUUAUUGACGUCAGCCAGACGGCCGUCGCAACAGGGGCGACCGCGUCGCUGUGCAGGGCAGUGGCUGCAGCGCUGGACCGGAUUCAGGGUAAGGCGUGCGGGCCCCGGGCGAUGGUUGCGGUUGCGACUUAUGACACAAGCGUGCAAUUUUACUCGGUGCGGACCUCGGGUGCCACACCUCAGAUGCUGGUCAUGUCGGACGUUCAGGAUGUAUUUGCGCCCACCUCGGGAAAGCUACUGAUGGGCCUGGAGGAGCAUCGCGAGCAGCUGAAGGAGUUGCUGGAGGCGCUGCCGGGCAUGUGGACCAGCAACAGGAUAAACGAGAACUGUGCGGGCGCAGCCAUCGAGGCUGCUAUUGACCUUCUCAAACCAUAUGGCGGCAAGGUACACGCGUUCGUCGCGUCGUUGCCGUCUGUAGGUGUGCACGCGCUAAAGCCGCGCGAGGCUACAGGGCUGGGCGAGAAGGACAAGCUAGCGUAUCUCACAAGCCAGGAUAACACGCUCCGCUCCCUGGCCGCCACGGCUGCCGACCACAUGAUUUGCAUUGACCUGAUGGUGCUGGGCCAGGGCUACUGCGAUAUCGCAACUCUCUCAGACCUGGCCACCACCACGGGAGGCACCGUAUACUCCUAUACGCCGUACAAUCCUGUCGCGGACUUUGAUCAGCUUGUCAAUGAUCUGUCGUGGAACGUGGCGCGCCAGCAAGGCCUGGAGGCGGUCAUGCGUGUGCGGUGCUCCUCUGGGUUGGAUGUAGAGUCGUACUCGGGACACUGCUACAGGCCUCCUAACACACCAGACGUGUACCUACCUGCCAUCGAUUGUGACAAGGCGCUAUUGGCACGCAUCAUUCUCACCGAAAAGCUGGCGGCGGGUUCGGAAUGCUACUUGCAGUCGGCGCUGCUGUACACGAAUGUGGCAGGUCAGCGGGUCAUCCGGGUGCACACGCUGGCGCUACCCGUUACUGACAACAUAUCCAUGGUCUUCAAAGGGGCGGACCUGGAUGCGCAGAUCUGCACGCUUGGCCGUCGUGUGGCCACUUCGCUGGUGGGUCAGCAAACGCUCGGCGCCUGUCGGGAACUGGUCAGUUCGGCAGUCGUGGCCACGCUGUACUCUUACCGGCGCUACUGCGCCUCAUCAUCGUCGGCAGUGCAGCUCAUCCUGCCGGAGGCGCUCAAGCUACUUCCGUUGUACGCAUUGUCCUUGCUCAAAGGGGCGGGACUUAAGGCGAGUUGGUGGGAAAACCCAGACGAGCGUGCGCUUUGGAUUACUCGCAUGAGCUGCUUGCCAUGCAGUCGCGUGGGCCCACUUCUGUACCCUCGCCUCCUGCCCCUCGCGCGGCUGCUGGCUGAGGCACGGGAGGAGAAUGCCACCGCGGCGGAUGGCAACACAUUUGAAGGGCUGACGCUCAGCAGCGAGGGCCUCGAGGCAGGCGGUAUCUUCCUCCUUGAGAAUGGGUACGAGGCCAUACUGUACCUCGAUCGUGGUGUUUCGGGCCAGCUGCUGUUUGAGCUGCUCGGUGUGGCAUCCUAUGACGACCUUGUGCGUGCUAUUACGCUGCUGCCGAGGGACAACUGGCCUAGCCGUCUACUCCAGGACCUAUUGACCAAGAUUCGACUGCAGCGCUCGUCCUUCAUGCGCUUGCGCGUGGCACGCAAGGGUGAUCCGGCCGAGAGUGCGUUCUUUAACAUGUUGGUGGAGGACCGUUCCAGCGCCGGAAUGAGUUACGUGGAGUAUUUGUGCCAGAUCCAUCGGCUCAUUCAGAACAAGAUGGGCUAAUUGUAUCGGCGCGUCGAAGCUAUGCGGUAUUGGAAUGAACGGUGCGUCUGGUAACGGAGAGUUAGGGGGUUCUCGGUUGAGCGGAAUUUGUGUGUGAGCUGUCAAUGUCUGGGCAUUAGGAGAGCGCGGGGAGCGUCAUGAGCGCGGCUGCGGGUGCAUUUUGCUUGAACAGGGGCGUGUGCAUUUGUACUUUGUUGGUUCGCUGUGACACGCGCCCGGGGGCCCAUCGGGGCAGUGCACGCCGAAGCCAGGUGUCCAUAAUUUGUGGACCCGAAUCGGCUAAUGUCAUUCCCCUAUACGCUGUCCUAUUAAUUAUUUCUUUUCAGUGGUAAAUGCGCGGUUCAACUCGUUACGGAAGGAUUUUCGAUGCUUUAUGUUGUGGAAUCACGAGCUUGGAUUGGCCCACGGGCGCUCAAAGCCCUUAGCUUACCCCCGCCCUAAAAGUGCUGUGUCUUUCGCACACCAAGGCGUGAUUUGGCGGCUGGGGCUUUGGAUAAAUGCUUGUCUGUGCCUUGGCCAGGGAAUUAGGAUUGAUUUGGCGGCUCUCGAGCAAGCCGGCGUGGUGAGAGGUGUGGGUAGUACUGUUGGCCUGCGCAGCUGACCUCCUCCCUUUAACCGACAUGGCGUUGGUUGGGCCAGGAAUGUUAACGUGCUGCCAGUGGGGUUCGUCGUCUGCCUCGGGUGGCACUGGGACAGUAGCGAUGUCCAUUUCCGGCAGGUUUGUACGCAUUGAAUUGUGGCAGGGACAGCUAGUGCCCGCGGAAUGGUGUCUGACGCUUCAGUCACGCGCAGUCCAGCUUGACGGCGAAAAUUGCCGGUUCCAGGCCUAUGGCGCUUCUUUAGAUACCAAUUUGCAGCGGAGAGAGCUCCAUAUGUUUACAGGAAAAACGC
Molecule: messenger RNA, 3303 nt
Organism: Volvox carteri f. nagariensis
Lineage: Eukaryota; Viridiplantae; Chlorophyta; Chlorophyceae; Chlamydomonadales; Volvocaceae
Exons: 12
Coding region: 13-2412 (799 amino acids)
Biological process (GO): COPII-coated vesicle cargo loading; intracellular protein transport; endoplasmic reticulum to Golgi vesicle-mediated transport
Cellular component (GO): COPII vesicle coat; endoplasmic reticulum exit site
Molecular function (GO): SNARE binding; zinc ion binding
Source: RefSeq, a predicted model, not a curated record